Suillus subalutaceus is the source of this 372-nucleotide messenger RNA. RefSeq lists its product as uncharacterized. The annotation marks the transcript as partial. Lineage: Eukaryota; Fungi; Basidiomycota; Agaricomycetes; Boletales; Suillaceae. The record is from RefSeq and is a predicted model, not a curated record. The transcript has a single exon.
CACUACGUCAAGGAGCUUACUGAACAAAUCCAUCCAUACUUCAAAAGCCUCAUUCCUGUUGUGUUGGAUUGGUAUGAGCUCAUGAAAAACCCGAAAAACGUGCAUUUCGACGACGUGCUUACGGUGUUGAAUAAACAUCUUGCGGACCUUCCGAUGGAUGAGCCCUCACCCGAACUCCUGGUUUCAAGGUGGUUGCUCAGGGCACUCAAGGAACAGGAUGAGAAAGAUGAGAAGGAGGGCCCAAGUGUUGAGGAAAAGAUGUCGCAGUCGGUUGCUGGGACUCUGCCGGGCAACAAGAACAAGCGAGUCAUAGAUUAUCGAUGGACGAUGGAAGCUAUGCCCAAGCCGAAGAGGUCCAAGACUCGGAGAUAG